Molecule: messenger RNA, 1195 nt
Organism: Diabrotica virgifera virgifera (western corn rootworm)
Lineage: Eukaryota; Metazoa; Arthropoda; Insecta; Coleoptera; Chrysomelidae
Exons: 3
Coding region: 82-1131 (349 amino acids)
Molecular function (GO): calmodulin binding
Source: RefSeq, a predicted model, not a curated record
GUGACAGUAUUCUGACAUUUACAAGUAUUUUCUGUACCAAACAUUUUUUAGUUCUAUACAAAAUAAUAAUUUAUCUUAAAAAUGAACGUCUUGCUAACACGGCAUGCCGCCAAGUAUAUUUAUUGCGUCCCUGAAGGUCUAAAGGAGUUAAUGAACGACAUUUCAAGAGAAGUUCUAAGAAGUCAACCUGAGAAUAUCUACUUGUUUAUUGCUGAUUAUUUAGAAGCCCUUCUUAUAACAAGAGAAAAUGCUAGAAUUGCCGCAAGGAUGGUGCAAAGCAUAACCGAAAUAACAGAAGCGACAAUGGAGUUUUUGGAACAGACAGGAAUAGACCGUCCACAAGCGGACAAGAUAGUAGCCAUUAUCCACGAUACAUUUAAAAAACGAAUUCGAGAUGAUGUAGUAAUGAUACAAUACGAACAACAAACGGAAGAGAUCGAAGAAGCCAAUUUAAUUACUGAUAUAUUAGCAGAAGCUGAUCUGCCCACCGAUUUAGCUGAGGAAGCUGCAAGAAUAAUACAAGGUGCUUACAAAAAGUUCAAAUCUCGAAAGCAAAUGGAGCGGCAACUGCUGAGUGGUAUGAUCGAUUGGAGAAUAGCAGCUAGAAGCGCAAUCAAGUUAUAUCGGCAAACAGGUGUUACUAACGAAGAGGCCAAUAGAGCUGCCACCUUGAUUAAAGCUGCUUACAAAGGGUAUUAUACUCGACGCAUUAUGAACAAGCUUGUGGAUGAACAGAAAAUGUUACAUCCGUUAUUGGAAGGGGAGGAAAUUGGGGACACAAAGGAAGCUGAAGAAGACGAAGAUAUUCCUACAUAUUACAGUGAAUCUAAGACAGUUAAAAUUGAUUAUGAUACAGUUAUACCACAUGUUGAUUUUGACGAGGAUAUGGUCGAAGAGGCGGCAACACAACAAAAAACAAAGAGAAAAGAAUCCACUCCUUCAGACAUUAUUUCAUUUGCGCUGGACAAAGUAUUAGAUAACGUUUUGAGGAGAACUGCUGAAUCAAGUGUGGAACAUAUGAUUGAAGAAACACCAUCUGAAGUUACUGAAGAUAUAUCAAAAGAAGAAAAAGAAGAUAUGGAUAUUAGAACCGUCGAGGAUUACCUUAGUACAGAUGCUGGUAGUGCUUAACAUUAUAUUGUAUUGUUAAGUAUUGUUUUGUCUUAAUGAAUAUAAAGAAAUAAAAAUGUAUAAA